AUGGAGCCUUGGCCAUUGGAGUGCACUGUGUUCUUCUCAAAUGCAGCGUACAGAACGACUGCAACAUGCUUGCGCCAGCUGUUCGCCAGAGUUGGCGAAGUCCAGUGCGUUGAGUUGUACAAAUCGUCCCGUGGCAACUUCAUCGGCGCAGGUGUUGUUACAUUCUUGUCCCCCAGCAGCGCAAGCCGCGCCGUUACUGAGCUGGACGGGUCUGACGUGCAUGGUAGACCCAUUCGGGUGAAGCCGAAUGAGCGUCGUUUGCGUGGCCAGGGCCGACGGAACCACGUGGAGACCACCAAAGCCAAAGCAAAGAGAUGA
Symbiodinium sp. CCMP2592 is the source of this 318-nucleotide messenger RNA. The record is from the annotation of a GenBank genome assembly. Lineage: Eukaryota; Dinophyceae; Suessiales; Symbiodiniaceae.